Messenger RNA from Salvelinus fontinalis (brook trout), 6226 nucleotides. RefSeq names its product adenylate cyclase type 3-like. The transcript is spliced from 21 exons. Gene Ontology annotation, molecular function: adenylate cyclase activity. Lineage: Eukaryota; Metazoa; Chordata; Actinopteri; Salmoniformes; Salmonidae. The record is from RefSeq and is a predicted model, not a curated record. Gene Ontology annotation, cellular component: plasma membrane. Gene Ontology annotation, biological process: adenylate cyclase-activating G protein-coupled receptor signaling pathway; intracellular signal transduction; cAMP biosynthetic process. Bases 1177 to 4545 code for a protein of 1122 amino acids.
CGGGCUUAUCAGGGGUAGAAAGUGAAGAUCGAGGGCGAAAAAGCAGAGCUGUUCCGUGUUUUCUGCAGAAGGCGAGUCCAUUGUAGUCUAUUACUCGUCGAGAGGGACAUGUUCAUGUUAUUCUCAUAACAAACACCCCAAAUGCACUGUUUUGAUUACAAGUGACAUCUAAUCCUUAAAAGAGCGAGCACCACCUAUAGGAGAUCGAAAGUGGCUUUUUCAUGGCUCUGUAAACGGAUGCAACAAUAUGCGGAUGGUUUUUACAGCAUCUGGUACAAAAUCUCUGUUCACAUGCGGCAUUUUAAAAGGGAUAGAUAGACAGGAGAUGCCAAACGUCGAGUCACUGGAGAAUGAAAACCUACAUUGAAAGAUCACGUUCAUCUUUGGCCAUCACCACAUGUUAAAUGGAUACAGAAUGGAGCGCAACAUGUAGCGGAUUUCCUGUGUGCACUGUAAAAUCAGAAGUCCCGCAUAGUGCUCCGGGGUUAUUAUCAACUGAGGACAGAGGCGCAGUCUUCUCAAGCUAAAUAUUGGAAGGAAACGAAAGACAUUGCUCUCGGUAUCAGUCUGUCAACUGCAAAGAAGAAACGAAUCUAGGCCUCUUUUGCACAACUUGCACAAGCUGUCCAUAUUUCCAGUCAUUUUCCUAAAAAUCCCAGUUUUUCCCAACGUGGAUUGCUAGUCAGGCGUUAUCUCAGGUGAAGGGUGGCAAUGUAAACAAAGUGUUGUAUUCGAAAAGAAACAAAGCUAUAUUAUCGCCCCCAAUUUAUUCUUAGUGAAUUUUCCAUGGGCUCACUUGAGGAAAAUUAACAUGGUCCAGGAGACCCUUUAAAUCUCCUUUUGCCUUAGGCCUACAUUUGGAGAACAUUGGAUUGGUGAAUCAACUGACAGAGGCGUGUAACUAACAAAUAUGUGAGCAAAGCUAUUCCAAAGUGCAGAUCCUGACAAUCAAGACACUACGUGGGAUUUAAAGGACAUUCGUGACACCUCAGCGCAAAGGGUUCAGUUUACACACAGGAGAAUAAAAGGGAACCCGAUGAGAGAGCACGAUGUAGGCCUACGUUUGAACCUUACAACAGUACCUUGAGGAAUUUUACACCUGCAGAACUACAAACAGAUUUCCACUUUUUUACGACGAGGUCACAGGAAGAAUACCAAACGUAGUCAUUAUUCACGAUGCCUCGCAACAGGGCCUUCUCUGAGCCGGAGUACUCAGCAGAGUAUUCGGCGGACUGCUCUGUGACCCUACCAUCGGACCCAGGCCAUGCCGUGGGGCGCACGCACGAGGUAACGGUUCGCAGCCAAGGGUGCUGCCUCUGCCUCCCACGCUUCAUGCGUCUCACCUUUGCACCCGAGUCUCUGGAGAACCUCUAUCAGACCUAUUUCCGGCGACAGCGACACGAGACCCUGCUGGUUUUGGUUGUGUUUGCUGCCCUGUUUGACAGCUACAUCAUUGUCAUGUGCGCUGUGGUCUACACAGGCGAAAAGCUGGCCUCUGUGGUGGUGGCAUCAGUGGGCCUGGCAUCAGACAUCCUACUCUAUGUGUUGUGCCGCUACGGCCUGCUACCCGACCGCAUCUCGCGACGUGUGGUGCCCUAUGCCCUGUGGGUGCUCAUAGCGACCCAGAUCUUCUGCUACCUGGGCCUGAACUAUGCCCGCUUCCACCAGGCCAGUGACACAGUGGGCUGGCAGGCAUUCUUUAGCUUCUCCUUCUUCCUGACACUGCCCUUGCGGCUCACGCCCAUUGUGCUGAUCACAUCCGUGUCGUGCGGGGUCCACACCCUAGUGCUGGGGGUCACCAUUGCUCAGCAGCAGCAGGAGGAUAUCCAGGGGGCUGCCCUCGGGAGACAGCUGCUGGCCAACAUAGUGAUCUAUGUGUGUGCCAUCACUGUGGGGGUCAUGUCCUAUUACAUGGCAGACCGGAAACACCGCAAGGCCUUCCUGGAAGCACGGCAGUCCCUGGAGGUCAAACUCAAUCUGGAGGAACAGAGCCAGCAACAGGAGCGUCUCUUGCUGUCCAUCCUGCCCAAGCAUAUAGCAGACGAGAUGUUACAGGACAUGAAGAAGAAAGAAGCCAGUCAGACUGGACAGAAGGAGAUGCAGCAGUUCAACACCAUGUACAUGUAUCGCCACGAAAAUGUCAGUAUUUUGUUUGCAGACAUUGUGGGAUUCACUCAGCUGUCAUCAUCAUGCAGUGCCCAUGAGCUGGUCAAGCUCCUCAAUGAACUGUUUGCCCGCUUUGACAAGCUGGCUGCCAAAUACCACCAGUUGAGAAUAAAGAUCCUGGGCGACUGUUACUACUGCAUCUGUGGCCUGCCAGACUACAGAGAGGACCACGCUGCCUGCUCCAUCAUGAUGGGCCUGGCCAUGGUGGAGGCCAUUUCGUAUGUUCGUGAGAAGACCGGGACAGAUGUGGACAUGCGUGUGGGGGUACACACUGGCACUGUCCUGGGGGGCGUCCUGGGACAGAAGCGGUGGCAGUAUGACGUCUGGUCCACUGACGUCACCGUGGCCAAUAAGAUGGAGGCGGGGGGAAUACCGGGGCGUGUGCACAUCUCCCAAGCCACCAUGGAGUGUCUGCACGGGGAGUUUGAUAUGGAGCCGGGGAACGGGGGCGACCGCUGUGAGUACCUGAAGGAGAGGGGCAUCGACUCCUACCUGGUGGUGGUGCCCAAGGGCCCCCUGGGAAAGAACGGCAUCAACGGGGUGAAGUUGUCUGUGAUGUCAUCCAAUGGGAACUCUCCAUUGUUGAUCAACACCACUGAGUGUAAUGGAAGUGUCCACACAGCCUGCACCACACCAGACGAGCCAGAGGAGCUGGACACACGGGUGGUGAACCCUUCGUUCCCCAACCCUCGCCGGAGGCUAAGACUGCGGGACCUGGCCGAGAGGGUGAUUGAUGCCCAAGAGAACGAACAGGAGCUCAACAAACUGCUCAAUGAGGCACUUCUGGAGCGAGAGACCGUACAAGCUUUGAAGGGGAAACGCACCAACCGUCUGUCCCUGCGCUUUGUGGACCCUGAGCUGGAGACCCGCUACUCCGUAGAAAAGGAGAAGCAGAGCGGAGCUGCCUUCAGCUGCUCCUGUGUAGUGCUCCUGUUCACUGCAGCCAUGGAAGUCCUCAUAGACCCUCGGAUGAUAGCAAACUACGUGACCCUAGCUGUGGGCGAGGUCCUGCUGCUCGUCCUAACUGUCUGCUCUCUGGCGGCCAUCUUCCCUCGAGUUUUCCCUAAGAGGCUGGUGUCUUUCUCCACAUGGAUCGACCACACCCGCUGGGCACGGAACACUUGGGCCAUGGCAGCAAUCUUCAUCCUCACCAUGGCCGACAUUGUGGACAUGUUGAGCUGUCCCCGUCCCUCGGGAAACGCCACAAUUGCCCCUCCUUCCUCUGUUGUCCAAUCCGGGGCAGAGGGCUGUCUGGACAACCCCAAGUACUACAGCUACAUCGCUGUGCUGGCUCUCAUGGCGACCACCAUGCUGGUGCAGGUCAGCCACAUGGUCAAGGUCACACUCAUGCUCCUCAUCACCAUAGCGACGGGCAUCGUCAACAUCUACAGCUGGAGGGACAUAUUUGACCGCUACGAUAUGGCCCGCUUCCAGGACUACAGGUCUUACCUGGUUCCCUCCAAAUAUGCCAUGACUGUGAUGAUCUUCAUCAUGAUGAUCAGUUUCUACUACUUUUCUCGACAUGUGGAGAAGCUAGCCCGUACUCUGUUCUUGUGGAAGAUUGAGGUCCACGAGCAGAAGGAGAAGGUGUAUGAGAUGAGGCGCUGGAACGAGGCGCUGGUCACGAACAUGCUGCCAGAGCACGUAGCACGCCACUUCCUUGGCUCCAAGAAAAGGGACGAGGAGCUGUACAGCCAGUCAUAUGAUGAGAUUGGGGUGAUGUUCGCCUCCAUCCCCAACUUCUCGGACUUCUACACAGAGGAGAGCAUCAACAACGGGGGGAUUGAGUGCCUCAGGUUCCUAAACGAAAUCAUCUCUGAUUUUGACAGUCUCCUGGACGAGUCUCAGUUCCGCUGCAUCACCAAAAUCAAAACCAUUGGCAGCACCUACAUGGCAGCAUCAGGUGUCACUCCCAACGUCAGCAAUGGCUACGCCUGUCUGAAGAAAGAGGAGCUGACCGACAGAGAGCGCUGGCAGCAUUUGGCAGAUCUGGCUGACUUUGCUCUGGCCAUGAAGGUCACGCUCAUGAACAUCAACUACCAGUCCUUCAACAACUUCAUGCUACGCAUAGGUUUGAAUAAAGGGGGGGUGCUGGCAGGAGUGAUUGGUGCCCGGAAGCCUCACUAUGACAUCUGGGGCAACACUGUGAAUGUGGCAAGUCGCAUGGAGUCCACAGGCGUCAUGGGUAACAUCCAGGUGGUGGAAGAUUGCUACCACAUCUUGAAGGAGUACGGAUUCCGUUUUGUGAGGAGGGGACCCAUCUUUGUGAAGGGGAAAGGAGAGCUGCUUACCUAUUUUCUGAAGGGUAGAGAAAAACAGGGAUCCUUCAUCAACGGCUCCUUGGUCACCCUGCCACACCAAGUGGUGGACAACUCCUGACCUGCGUGUCAACGCACACAGAAACACAAACGCACACACAUAAUCAGAAAUAUACAUUCUAAUGUAUAAGUGAGAUCUGAAUUAAUGCUUAUACCAACACUCCAUCUUUCAGAAUUACAAAGUAUGUAAGAGGAUAUGAACAUCUUGCAAAGAGAGAAGAUUUGUUCCGCCUCCCCUACCCUGCCUGUUCAAAUAGUUUUUUUGCAAACUACAAAGCUUUUCAAAAGAGUGCUCAGCUACUUGCACUACAGACCCUAUGAACACAUAUCACGCUACUGUAUAGUCACACAUAUUUACACACAUUUUUAGACAAACACUCUUCAGACACACAUCGUCUGACAAACACACAUUCAUGUAUUCACUACAAUGCCAUCACUCAAGCCAGAUGCAGCCAGGCUGUUGGACUAAAUGCCUCAUUUUGAAUACUUUCCCCCUUUUACAAAAUACUUUAUAUUUGGAAAAUGAUGUAUUUCAUUGUGUUUGUUACAGUAUCUCCAAACUGCUCGGAGAUGAAGAUGACCUGAGAUAAGAUGGUAGUGUUUGAAGGUUAAUGCAGAGUGUGUGUGUGUGUGUGUGUGUGUGUGUGUGUGUGUGUGUGUGUGUGUGUGUGUGUGUGUGUGUGUGUGUGUGUGUGUGUGUGUGUGUGUGUGUGUGUGUGUGUGUGUGUGUGUGUGUGUGUGUGUGUGUGUGUGUGCGCACUGAAUAAGCCUGCAGUGAAAGUGUUCUUUCUCACUUUUGUUUCGAUCCGCAAUCAAGUAAUGUUGCCAUGCCCUCUUUCUGUUUGCUAUGAAUUUGGAACACAUGCCUUCUCAGUUCUCUGCUCUUCCCCCCGGGCUUAUAUUGGCACAUUUCACUUCUUUACGGCAUCUGAGGCUAUUCUGACAGUGGGUACAGAACCCAGGUGUGAGUCCUCAGGUGUGAAAUUCGAGACAGGUUGAAUGUUUUUGUGUUUUUUGGAGGCAUUGCAGGUGUGUGCAUGCAUGUUGUAAAGCAAGUGAUUGAGUGAUUCAUGGUAUUUUAGAGUUUGUGGUCACCGGGUCUUUGUGAGUAGCUGACACCUGUGGCCAUUAUGGGUAUUCCGGUGGGUAGAAAUGCAGUGCCCUGAAAAGGUAUUUGCCCCUUUUUGGGGUUUUCUCUAUUUUUACAUGUUUUUGAUACUGAAUUAGCAGAUCUUCAACCAGAAUCUAAUAUUAGAUAAAGGGAACAUCAGUUUACAAAUAACCCAAAAAAUUAUACUUCUUUUAUUUAUUUAAAUAACAAAGUUAUGCAACUGUGUGAAAAAUGAAUUGCACCCUUACACUCAAUAACUGGUUGUGCCACCUUUAGCUGCAAUGACUGCAGCCAAAUGCCGCCUCUAGUUGUUGAUCAGUCUCUCACAUCGCUGUAUAAGAAUUUUGGCCCACUCUUGCAUGCAGAACUGCUUUAACUCUGGGCCAAAAUUCCUCCACAGCGACGUGAGAGACUGAUUAACAACUCCAGGAAGCGUUUGGUUGGAGUCAUUGAAUCUAAAGGUGUCACAAGCAGUUAUUGAGUGUGAGGGGCAAUUACUUUUUACAUUACAUUUACAUUUAAGUCAUUUAGCAGACGCUCUUAUCCAGAGCGACUUACAAAUUGGUGCAUUCACCUUAUGACAUCCAGUGGAACAGCCACUUUACAAUAGUGCAUCUAAAUCGUUUAAGGG